Cooperia oncophora is the source of this 723-nucleotide messenger RNA. The record is from the annotation of a GenBank genome assembly. NCBI's taxonomy places the organism in Eukaryota, Metazoa, Nematoda, Chromadorea, Rhabditida, Trichostrongylidae.
AUGCCUUUUCAGUCCUACGACUUCAUAGAAGACGAGCUUGCAGCCAGCUACCAUCCCCAGAAUGUAUUCUGUUACUCUGUCGACAAAAAAGCUAAGGCAAGCUUCAACACUCGCAUUGAGUUGCUAUCAAGAUGCUUGCAAAAUGUUCUUGUGACACGAGCGAGAUUCAGUGUCACCAGUUCUGGACUUUACCAAAAUCACGCUUUUUAUGAAUGUCACAAGCUCCUUAUACAGGUCCCUGGAUGGGGAUACUUAAUACAGUUGCAGAAUUACGACGUUAUGAUAAAAUCUGUGUAUGAGACAGUGGCAAUACUUCAAGCGUUAGACGGAGCAAAUGAUAUUGGUACCACUAUAUGCGAUCUCCGUCGUUGGGACCAUGCAGCAAAAUGGGAAAUUGGGUCACUGAAGCUCUUUCCUAGCGGAACGAAACUGACAUGGUCGCAACUUAAUACAACUCUAUUGAUGACCUGUAGUUUGGUACAGGCUUCCUUAUCACGAGCUACUGUCGACUGGAUUGUUAACACGGUUUAUGGAGCAGAUGAAAUUCUGUGGGCUACACUGCAAACGACUGUCGAACUUGGAAUGCCAGGCAGAAUUUCAUCAUCGUGCUCGAAGGCAAACAAGCGAGGCGUACGAACGCCUUAUUUUACGAGGUACUCAUUUAUUCUUUGUAAAGAAAACAAAGGAAUCACUGAGUGGUUCCGAGGUAGUACUGUUAUAUAG